CGGAAGUGUCCCACAACGAGGAAAAUUUACGAACAUGGUUCUGGCAGCAUUGGAAUUUCGUACCCGCCAUACUAUUGGGGAAUACUUUUCGAUUGCAGUACCUUUUCUGUUAGUUUAAGUAUUAGCGCCAAUUGAUUGUUACAGACGUAUUUUAAUUUCUUGGAACGAUGUCAAAUACAACACAGAAACACAGAAAUUUUGUGGCUGAGCCAAUGGGUAACAAACCUGUGACAGAUCUGGCUGGAGUUGGAGAAGUUCUUGGCUGUCGUCUGGAGAAUCAAGGAUUUGAUAAGGCAUCUGUUGUGUUGGGGCAGUUUCUAGUACUGAAGAAGAACAAAGAAUUAUUUCAAGACUGGAUGAAAGAUGUGUGCGGAGCAAGUAGUAAGCAAUCGAGUGAUUGCUACCAGUGUUUGUCUGAUUGGUGUGAUGAAUUUCUGUGAAUACAGAUGAUGAAUCCUGCCCUUACAUUUAUAUUACAGUGUGUGUUGUGUGGUCAGACAUAUAACAAUUCUUUUAUGAUGGCCAUACUUUUUAUGUAUCUUAUACUCUUAAAACAACACUUCUUUUCAUCUGUACUCAUGUGAAGUUUAAUGUUGGAUGGUUGGCUGGUUAAUUUGAGUUUUAAAAAGUUCUAAUACUUGUUAACAAGUUCAGUGUUAAAAUAAAGAUAACACACUUUAAUUCUAACAUUCUGUUUAGUAUUUAUUAUGGUAUGCAGAGAUGAAAGUAAUGUAUUGUAGAAGACCAGGAAAUGCAUUAGGCCUACAGAUGUAUGUAAAAUAUUUAAAAAUAUACAGAAAGAAGAAAGCCUUGUAACUGGUUUUCACUUAACUGGGGUUGAAUAAUAUGUGGAGCUAAAAGUGAUUCACCUUCUGAAAUUUCCCAAAAUGAUACAUUAAAAAUAUGAAAGUCAACAUUAUCCCAAGAAUUUAACAUCUUCGUAAGGUAUAUAAAUUGUGUUUUGUAUAUGUAUACAGUUCAAUGAGGUUUAAUAUUGUGUAUGAUACAUAAUUUUAACCAAAAUAAAAAAUUUUAUCGAUAAA
Molecule: messenger RNA, 1043 nt
Organism: Zootermopsis nevadensis
Lineage: Eukaryota; Metazoa; Arthropoda; Insecta; Blattodea; Termopsidae
Gene: baf
Product: barrier to autointegration factor
Biological process (GO): chromosome organization
Cellular component (GO): nucleus; condensed chromosome
Molecular function (GO): DNA binding
Source: RefSeq, a predicted model, not a curated record